Eruca vesicaria subsp. sativa (arugula) is the source of this 2285-nucleotide messenger RNA. Lineage: Eukaryota; Viridiplantae; Streptophyta; Magnoliopsida; Brassicales; Brassicaceae. The record is from the annotation of a GenBank genome assembly.
GACCUAUACCAGUAGAAGUAUUUUGUGAAAUGAAGAAUCUGCGGGAGCUCAAUCUUAGAGAAAAUCAGUUUAUAGGCCACCUUCCUCUUUGUUUAGGUGGUUUGAAGAAGCUACGAGUUCUCGACCUAUCAUCCAACCAAUUCAGCGGAAAUAUACCAUCUAGCUUCAUCAGCCUUGAGUCCCUCGAAUAUAUUUCAUUGUCAGAAAACAACUUCACAGGCGUAUUCUCUCUCAACCCACUAACCAACCUCACAAACCUCAAGGUGUUAAAACUUUCAACAACCUCUGAUAUGUUACAAGUAGAGUCAGAGAGUACUUGGCAGCCAAAAUUUCAACUCAGUGUUGCUGUACUAAGAUCUUGCAGCUUGAAGAGCAUCCCUUCCUUUUUUGUGAACCAGAAAAACUUGCGUCUAGUUGAUCUAUCCAGCAACAAAUUAUCCGGAAACGUUCCUACUUGGCUGCUGGAGAAUAAUACACAACUUGAAGUCUUAAUGCUACAGAAUAAUUCAUUCACUAUCUUUCAGAUGCCUACUACAAUAUUGCAUAGUUUGCAAUUACUGGAUUUUUCAACUAAUGAUAUUGGUGGGUUGUUACCUGAUAACAUUGGUCGUCUGCUUCCGCAUCUUGUACAUAUGAAUGGCUCUAAUAAUGGAUUUCAAGGGAAUUUUCCAUCGUCAAUUGGUGAGAUGAAGAACAUUUCAUUUCUUGACCUCUCUUAUAAUAACUUCUCCGGGAAAUUACCUAUAAGCUUUUUCACCGGCUGUUUUUCACUGAAAUACCUGAAGCUCUCUCACAACAGAUUCAGUGGCAAUGUCCUUCCUACAGGAACAAACUUUACUUCAUUGGAUGUGUUGAGAAUGGAUAACAACUUAUUUACAGGGGAGAUGGGAGUUGGUUUGCUUAGCUCCAACACUACAUUGUCAAUUCUUGACAUGUCCAACAAUCUUCUCACAGGUGCAAUUCCGAGUUGGAUAUCUAAUUUAUCUAAUUUGGAAUUCUUAUUGUUAUCAGAUAAUUAUUUCCAAGGCGCAGUACCACCUUCUUUGGGGAACAUGUCCUCACUUUCUUUUUUGGACCUCUCUAGAAACCUAUUUUAUGGAGCCAUACCUUCAUACAUUGGUCAUUACGUGAGGUAUCUGUUCCUACAAGACAACAACUUCACAGGACCAAUUCCAAAUACAUUGUUGGAACGUCGUGUACAAAUACUUGAUCUGCGGAACAAUAAACUCUCUGGUAGUAUCCCUGCGUUUGUCAGAACCGACUUGGAGGAUCCUCCACAACUAAGUAUUCUUUUGUUGAGGGGAAACAGUUUAAUAGGACCGAUUCCAAGGCAGCUGUGUGAUGUGAGAAUUAUUAGAAUUUUAGAUCUUUCACAUAACAAGUUCAAUGGUUCCAUACCAUCAUGCCUUUACAACUUAUCAUUUGAUCUUGGAGUUGCGGAAGAGGAUACAAAUAUCUACGUUGGGAGAGGUUAUAAUCCCACAAGCGUUCAGUUUGAAUAUUACAAAUCUACAUUUGUGGUGGAGAAGCUAGUAGUAGACUACACUAGCUAUCAUGAAAUUGCUAUAAAUUUUGCGACAAAACAAAGGUAUGAUUCUUAUACUGGUGGAACUGAGUUUAGUGGAGGUAUACUUGGUUAUAUGUAUGGAAUGGAUCUGUCAAGCAAUGAGUUAAGUGGUGGUAUCCCAGAAGAGCUUGGAGAUCUCUCGAGAGUGCGAGCACUUAACCUAUCACACAAUCUUUUGUCGGGUUCUAUACCAUCUAGCUUCUUUAAUCUGAAGGAUAUUGAGAGCCUUGAUCUUUCCUACAACAAGUUACAUGGCAGCCUUCCUCAAGAGUUGACCAGUCUUAUUUCUCUUGCUGUGUUUGAUGUGUCUUACAACAAUUUAUCAGGAAGGGUUCCCCAAGGAAGGCAGUUUAAUACCUUUGACAAGAACAGCUACAUAGGCAAUCCUCUUCUUUGUGGAUUACCAACCAAUAUAAGUUGUGAGGCCACUAAGGAAGAAGAUAAUGGAAGGGAGGAAGAGGACGACGAAGUUGUUAUUGACAUGUUGGUCUUCUAUUAUAGUACUGGUUCAACUUAUUUGACAGCUUUGAUAUGCAUUAUUCUACUUAUGUGCUUUGAUUGUCCUUGGCGUCGAUCAUUGCUACGCCUUAUUGAUGCUUUCAUCGCUUCAGUAAAAACUAUGUUUCCUUAAAAUCAUUAUGUGGAAUCUUAUCGCAGUACAUGUUUUCUAGUGCUUCAGCCUCAAGUAAUUCCUCCACUAAUUAUAGUUAAACUUCUU